Aegilops tauschii subsp. strangulata is the source of this 2234-nucleotide messenger RNA. RefSeq names its product serine/threonine-protein kinase D6PK. Gene Ontology annotation, molecular function: protein kinase activity; ATP binding. Gene Ontology annotation, biological process: protein phosphorylation. The record is from RefSeq and is a predicted model, not a curated record. Lineage: Eukaryota; Viridiplantae; Streptophyta; Magnoliopsida; Poales; Poaceae.
AUUUCGUUUUUUCUCCUUAUUAGGUUUCUCUCAUUGAUUUUCAUUUCGUCCUCCCCCCUCCGCUGCCAGCCACCUCCCCCGAAGCCGAAGGAAGCGCCCCCCCUCGAUCCCCUCCCCAGCCCCGCUGGCGGCGAGCUCCCACGGCGCGACGGCUGACCAGUCUCGAUUUCACCGCUCCGGCCGCUGAUUGAUCGGUCGACCGUGGUGGCGAUGGGAGGAGGGUCAUGGCGGCGCCGUUAGGGGCUUCUUGGUUGACUCCCUGUUGCGAUGGCGUCCAAGGCCGUUGCUGAGAUAGUCGAUGACAAGCAAUGCAGUAAAAGCGCCACCGAGUCCUCUGAGGCCGCGCCUUCUCGGAGGCAGUCUGAGGAGCAAAUCGGGGGAGCAAGCAAAUCGGGGCCUGCCUCACCGAGAGCAGUCCCGCCUGGUGAUGUGGCUACGUCCAGCGGAGUGAAAGAACAAGAUAAAGACUGCAGUUCUGUUGAUGGCUCUGUGAAACUGGACGAAGAUGAAGACCCCGAGAAGAGCUCCCUGCGUGGGAGCGUCAAGGAUAGCUCGGUUUCUGCCAAGUUCAGCGACGGAGCAAGCAGCCUGACAAAGGCGAGCGGCAGCACCAAGGUCAGCGGCCACGCCGAUUUGGUCCAGAGCGGGAAGAGCAGCGUUUACCGGGCCAGCGCUGGCAGUGAUGUCAGUGAUGAUAGCACCUGUAGCAGUAUAUGCAGCAGCGCUAGCAAGCCUCACAAGUCCAAUGAUUCAAGGUGGGAGGCGAUUCAGGUGAUCCGGACCAAAGAAGGUUCGCUAGGAUUGAGUCACUUCAGGCUGCUUAAGAGGCUUGGCUGUGGUGACAUUGGCAGUGUUUACUUAUCAGAGCUUAGUGGCACGAAAUGCUACUUUGCUAUGAAGAUCAUGGACAAGGCAUCUCUAGCUGGCCGCAAAAAGCUUCUCAGGGCCCAGACUGAAAGGGAGAUAUUGCAGUGCUUAGACCAUCCUUUUCUUCCGACUUUGUACACCCACUUUGAGACUGAUAAAUUCUCAUGCUUGGUGAUGGAGUUUUGCCCUGGAGGAGACCUGCAUACCCUAAGGCAGAAGCAGCCUGGGAAGUAUUUCCCCGAACAAGCUGCCAAAUUUUAUGUAGCAGAGGUGCUUCUUGCUCUAGAAUACCUGCACAUGCUCGGUAUCAUAUAUCGGGACCUCAAGCCAGAGAAUGUUCUUGUGAGAGAAGAUGGCCACAUCAUGCUGUCAGAUUUUGAUUUGUCCCUUCGUUGUGAUGUGAGCCCUACACUUCUCAAAUCUUCCAACCCUGGUGUAGAUCCUAACCAAAAGGGUAAUCAAGCUUAUUGUGUACAACCCGUGUGCAUUGAGCCAGCCUGUAUCCAGCCUGCUUGCGUUACGACAACCACAUGUUUCUCUCCUCGCUUUUUCUCCUCCAAGUCCAAGAGGGAGAAGAAGGAAAAGAAGGCAAAGGCAGACAUGGCAACCCAGGUCAGACCGCUCCCUGAGCUUGUUGCAGAGCCCACAGAUGCAAGGUCUAUGUCAUUCGUAGGCACCCAUGAAUACUUGGCACCUGAGAUCAUAAAGGGUGAGGGGCAUGGGAGUGCUGUGGACUGGUGGACUUUUGGCAUAUUCUUGUAUGAACUUCUUUUCGGCAAGACUCCAUUCAAAGGUUCGGGGAACAGGGCAACACUAUUCAAUGUUGUUGGCCAGCCCCUCAGGUUCCCAGAAUCACCCGUUGUGGGUUUUGCUGCAAGGGAUCUCAUAAGGGGGUUGCUGAUCAAGGAGCCGCAGCAUCGAUUGGCGUACAAACGUGGAGCCACAGAAAUAAAGCAGCACCCAUUCUUUGAAGGUGUUAACUGGGCAUUGAUAAGGUGCGCUACUCCUCCAGAUAUCCCCAAGCCAGUUGAAAUCCCUCGGCCAGGAGCCUCGACAAGUCAGAAGGCAACACCGUCAGCCGAGAAAGGUCCAGACAAUUAUCUUGAAUUUGAUUUCUUUUAGUGGAUUCUUCCAAGACCAUUUCAUGUGCAAGCUGUAAAGUUCUUUUUUUCCUAGACAUUUUCUGCAUUCUAAUAACUUGAUAUGUAGAUGGCAUAUGUUCCUAGUGUUGUUGGUAAGCUCCGUUUGCAGUUCAUUUCACCUCCAUUGAUCACAUUGGAUGGGAGCCUCUAUCAGGUGUAAGCUGUAAUCCCUCAUCAAUUAUUGAGAAGUAGGGUCUCUUCAAUAACAAAUAAAUGUUUUCGUUC